This is a messenger RNA of Hippopotamus amphibius kiboko, 2981 nucleotides long. It is a transcript of the gene SPACA6, whose product is annotated as sperm acrosome associated 6. The coding region runs from base 1003 to 1974 and encodes 323 amino acids. NCBI's taxonomy places the organism in Eukaryota, Metazoa, Chordata, Mammalia, Artiodactyla, Hippopotamidae. Gene Ontology annotation, biological process: fusion of sperm to egg plasma membrane involved in single fertilization. The transcript has 10 exons. The record is from RefSeq and is a predicted model, not a curated record.
GCUAACUCCUGGAUUCCUUGGGGAGGAGGGGGCCGGGGGCCCGGAUUCCUGGGUCCUGGCACCCACCCGUAGAACCGACCUUGCGGGGCCUUCGCCACACACAAGCUCGUGUCUGUGGGUCCGUGUCGGGGGCUCACCAUCGCGGCUGGGGCCUCCCCGGCCCUCCCCACCCUCCCUGGCCCCCGUCUGUCCGUCCAUCCGUCUGUCUGUCCACCUGCCGCGCCCCCCGGGCUGAGGUAGGAGGUUGUAUAGUUGAGGAGGACACCCACGGAGAUCACUAUACGGCCUCCUAGCUUUCCCCAGGCUGCGCCCUGCACGGGACGGCCGGCGGGGACCCCUGACCCUGGUCCCCAGUCCCACCCCGCCAGGCUGGGGAGGGGAGCUGCCGCAGGGACCCUGGGAGGAGAAGCUGGGCUGUCCCUCCUGUCCUCAUCCCUACAUUCCUUCCUCCCCCUUCUCUCAAAGAGUUUCUCUCCCAUCAAGAAAUCUCUGCUUGGCUUUCUCUCUGUCUGUCCAUCCCCACUGAGUCUCUGCACAGUGGCCUCUGAGACCCUGUCUCCGUUGUCUCUUAUGGUGCUUUCUGGGUCUCUGACCUGCCUGAUGUCUCUCCGCGGCUCAGUUUCUGUCUUUCAGGCCCUCAUGGUGUCUCUGUGCCAUGUGCAUUUCUGCUGCCCCCCCCCAGCCCCACCCCAGGGCCUGGCGGGCCCCCCACACGCCACACUGCCGGCCUCUGGGUCCCUGAGACCCUUUAACCUGUGAGGACGUCCAGGGUCACAGGUGAGGUUCUUGGGAGCCUGGCAUCCGGCCCAACCAUCAGUCUGGGGCUUGCCGGCCCAACCCCUGACCCCUGACCCCAUACACCCUCCCUCCCUGAAAACCCUGAGCCUGACAUUGGACUGGAGCUUGAAACCUGACCUCUGACCCUGUGUCUUGAGCCCCUCCCCCGCACCUCGGUGACCUCACAAAAGUCUCCAGCUUCUCCCCAGGCUGAGACCCUCCGCCAUGGCCCUUCCGGCCCCAGCGAGCACCGUCUCGUCUGCCCUGGUGGCCCUCACGGUCUUCAGGGCCUCCGCCUGGGCCUGUCUCCUCUGCUUCACGUCUUACAACGAGCGCCUCCAGAUCUGCCAGAUCUUCGCCGGCCUGGAGAGCCCCGAGCUCGGGAAGUGUGAGGAGGCCUUCACAGAUGCCUUUAAGGGCCUCCUGGACACUGAAAUCAACUACGAUGAGAGGAGCCAGCUGCACGAUGCCUUCACCCAGAUGACCUACUCCCUGCAGGAGGUGGCUGCUGCCCAGGGAUCCUUUCGAGCUGCCUUUCCUCAUGCCGCAGAGAAAAUGCAGAAGAUUAUAUUACAGCUUAAAGAAGUCCAGGCCUGCAUCCCUCCCUGCGGACUCCAGGAGGUCGCCCGGCGUUUCCGCUGCCACGGGUGUUACUCCACGGUCUGCGAUCUCCCGCUGGACUGCCCAGUUCAGGACGUGACGGUGACCCGGGGUCAUCAGGCUCUGUUCUCUUGCACUGUGAACUUCCAGCUGCCUAAGGAAGAGAUUACCUAUUCCUGGAAGUUCGCAGGUGGUCUCCGGACUCGGGACCUGUCCUACUUCAGAGACAUUCCGCGGGCCCGAGGAUACCUGGCGCGGAUCCGGCCGGUGCAGCCCACGCACCGCGGGACCUUCUCUUGCGAGAUCACACACGAUCAGCGCCCCCUGGCGCGGCUCUACUUCUUUCUUAACGUGACGGGUCCGCCUCCUCGCGGAGAGACCGAGCUCCAGGUCUCUUUUCGGGAAGUGCUGCGCUGGGCGCCGCGGGAGGUGGAGGUGAUCGAGCCCUGGAGGCCCAGCCUGGGCGAGCUGCUGGCCAGGCCCGAGGCCCUGACGCCAGGCAAUCAGUGCCUGCUCGCGGCCGCUGUGGCCUUAGCAUCAGCCAGUGCGACCGUGCUGGCGUGGUUGUUCUUUCGAUGGUACUGCAGCGGCGACUAACAAAGUUCUCCAACCAGGGACUGAACCUGGGACCUCGGCAGUGAAAGCAUGGAGUCUCAACUGUUGGGCCAUCAAGGAAUUCCCAACAAUCCCCUAUUUUAGCUUGUGCAUAAUAUUCAUUCAGACCUAAUGUAAACUUACUUUUUAAGUUGAUUUUGUGUCUUCCCCACCUAAACGGUAAAUUCCUUUAUAAUACUUAUUCACUGAUGUGUUCCCCUUCACUGACUCAAUCAGCAAAUAUGUACUGAGUGCUUACUAUGUGCCAGGCAUUUUCAAGGCACUGUAGACACAGCAGUGGUGAAAUCAAAACAAAAAUCUGCACCCUCAAGAUAGGUGGAGGGGAUUAAGAGAUAUAAACUAUUAUGUAUAAAAUGAGCUACAGGUAUCUAAUGUAUGGCACAGGAAUAUAGCCAAUAUUUUAUAAUAACUUUAAAUAGAGUAUAAUCUAUAAAAAUAUUGAAUCACUCUGUUGUACACCUGAAACAUGCAAUAUUGUACAUCAACUAUACUUUUUAUUUUCAACAAAGCUUUCAUUGGGAGACAAUACCCUAAAAUUACCCAUAGAGAUAGUAUGUUGCUUCCUGAAAUCAGUACAAUUUUUGAUGUCUAAUCAUCUUUACCUCUUAAGGACAAAGGUCAUCUUUUCCUUUUAUAUACAUCUUUAUGGGAGUAUAAUUGCUUUACAAUAUUCUGUUAGUUUCUGCUGUACAAUAAAGUGAAUUAACUAUAUGUAUACAUAUAUCCCCAUAUCCGCUCCUUCUUGAGCCUCCUUCCCACCCUCUCUAUCCCACCCUUCUAGGUCGUAACAAAGCACCAGGCUGAUCUCUCUAUACUAUGCAGCAGCUUCCUACCAAUUUUACAUUUGGUAGUGUAUAUAUGUCAAUGGUACUCUCUCACUACGUCCCAGCCUCCCCUCCCCUCCACCAUGUCCUCAAGUCCAUUCUCUAUGUCUGUGUCUUCAUCAGCUAUAAUUUUUUUUUUAAAGUCUGCACCCUCAUGGAGUUUAG